Messenger RNA from Yamadazyma jaroonii, 2964 nucleotides. NCBI's taxonomy places the organism in Eukaryota, Fungi, Ascomycota, Pichiomycetes, Serinales, Debaryomycetaceae. The record is from the annotation of a GenBank genome assembly.
AUGACAGAACUGAUUGAUUUGGAAUAUCUUCAGUGGGAGAAUAAGAAGUUACUUUCUUGGUCUAGGAAUGGAUUGAUAGCUUAUUCAAUCCCCAACAAUAAAGAAAAUCUUCUUCUAACAUAUCUUGAAAAUGUCAAUGGUAAAACCUGGAAAUUAUCCACCCCUCAGAAGAUUAUAGUGAAACCUAAUGAGGGCCAAAUUCCUGAAUUAUCCUUACUUGAAUGGAGUUAUUUGAAUACUGAUUUGGCUAUUUCAGAUGUUUAUGGGAAUUUUUAUAUAUUAUUAUCCGGUGUUGGAUUAAUUGACGAGAAAGAAGGAAUGAAUAGUAAUGGCAGUGUAAAUAGUAUCAAUAGUCCUAGUCCAAGUUAUGAGUUGACCUCAUAUAAUCAUUUGGAAGUGAUUUUCAAAGAUAUAAUCGUACCCAACAUUAAUUCAAAACCCAAUCACUCAUUAAAGGUUGUGGCCUUUAAAUGGCUACCUAUUGAGAAAAGUCAAUUGAUUGGUAAGGAAGCAAAAUUAGUUCAUUUACCCAAUGCCGAAGAUAAGAAGUUUGCUUAUUCUUAUGGUUUAUCUCAACAUCAACCCAAUAAUUUAUGUCACCCAAUAUCCACCAAACAAGCUUGUAUAGGUUUAAGAGCCAAUGGAGAAAUCGUGAUAUUCUAUCAAGGUGAACAUAAAGUAGAAUAUCAUAAACUUUCGGGGAAGUUAAAUGAAGGAAUUAAUAAGAAUUUAAACAUAACCCAAGCAGAAUUCGGAUUCCCUAAUGAAAAACAUAUAAUUUUAAUCGCCUAUGACGAAUUUUCCAAUAAAAUAAUAACGUAUAAGAUCUUCAUAGAUUGGGGCUUCUUAACUGAAGCAGCUGCUAAACAAAAGAUGGACCCUCACUAUAAUACCCCCAAAGAAUCACAAACUUCACCUAAAUUACGAAUCGAAACUGUAUAUCAGAUGGCACCUUUAUCACAACAUGAAUUUAAUGGUGUGAUUUACGAAGAUGACGAGAACGAUCCCCAACCUGUGAAGAAAGAAGAUGAUAUGGACAUCGAUAAUUUCACUUCCACCGCCGAUGGAAUUUACAAACCAAAACUAAGAAUUGGGAAAUUAGCAUCCUUCCAUAUAGUGUCACCUCACCUUGACGACGAAGAUUCAAUGGAUAUUUUUGUGAAUUAUUACAACUAUGACGAGAAUUUCAAAAUUUCAACGUCAAUGUAUCGAUACAGAUUGGCAGAGAGUAAUAAUCCUAUAAUAAAUGCAUUUAGUGAAAUUGGAAUGACUAAAGAUGAGGAAUCGACCAAGGAAUAUUACCUCCAGUUGUAUGAUCAAACUAAUGUCCCCAGCCAAAUCAUUGGUAUACUGGGAACUACAUGUGCUAUGGUGAUUGUUUGUGGUGAUGGUACUUCAAGGACCUUUGCUCGUAAAAAUAACACCAUAAUACAUGUGAAUGAGAGUAAUAGAUGCGAGAAGAUGCCUGAAAAGAUCUCGAGUUUGGCUGAAAUUGGAUUUGUAUUGCCAACGUUAGAGAUGAAGUCACAGAUAGCUUUUGGAUUCUCUCCAUUUUAUAAUUUAGCUUAUUUUGAGCUUAAUCAAACAGAUUUGGAUAUCAAAAUCGUUUUUUUGGAGAAAUUACAAUGCUUGGAGUUAUCACCUGAAGAAUUAUAUAAAACUUCAGUAGGGUUUGCUCUAUAUCAUUCCCAAUCAUGUUACUUCAAUCUGAACAGUGACGAUUUAUUAAUAAUAAUCCAAUUAGAAAUUGACAGGGUUAGUAAGAAGAUCGGUGAUUUUUUGGAUAUGGAGAAAAUCCCCGAUGCUUUGGAUAGUUUCAUAGAGUCUAUAAUCUGUGAAAGUCAUAAAGCUAUAAAUUUCCAAUUGGACGUUUUCAACAAAGAAACUGUGGAUAAAUUAUUGAGUAAUCCUCCUUUACAAAAACUUUUAUCAUUACAAUUGAUCUUGGGUGGGUUAGAAGGAAGAAUCAAUAAUAUAAGUCAAAAUAUUGCAUGGAUUGUAUUAAAUUUGAGAAGCUGUAGUUUUGGUAUAAUGUUCCUGUUGUCAAGUAUUUAUAGACAGCUUUCGAAAAAGAAACCAACUGAGGAUACUUACCAAGAUUCUGUUACCCGAGCCGAAUCGAUUAUAUCUUUAACAGGGAAUGUGAGAUGGUUAGUUGAGCUAAUCAUUUACCUAAAUCAAGAAUUAUUGGAAUUAUAUAUGAGUAACAAACAUAAAAGACCAUCAAAAAUUAGUUUUGAAAAUUCCAUUGUUUUACCUAUCUUAAUAAGUAAAGUACCAAGAUUAUUUUUGAUGUAUGCAUUGUCAUCUAUUAGUAAAACUCAAGAAGUUUUGAAAAGAUUACAUAAAGAUUUGGAAGAGUCCAAUAAGUUAUUCACUCCAAUGAAAGAUGCUUUAAAUCGAUACUUCACUUCAUGUUCAAAUUCUCCAUUAAAUCUACCUUUAUUUGAAACGUUUAUCAAGGAAUGUGAUGGAUACAUCUUGAAAGAAAUGAACGAUAUUACAACCAAAACGUCCAAAACUCAAGCAUUGAAAUUAGAACAACAAAUGUUCUGUCAUGGUAAAAUAGGACCGGGUUUAUUUCAAGUAGGACGUUGGAUAAUAGAAAAAUAUUCAUCCUUUAUUGUGAGAGAUUUGAAAGUAGCUGAAAUGUUUUACUAUGAUGUCAAUUGGAUUAACAUUAGUAAUGAUUUCAAAGAUGAAUUGGAAUUAGUCAGAGAUGAACCAAUUUUCACUUCGAAAAACUGUAAAACAGUUCCCCGUCAAAGAAUCAAUGACGGAUAUAUUGAUGCUCUAAGAAAGAUAAUCAUUUGUUCAAAUAGUCAGGGACUUAGAAAAUGUACCAGGUGUAGGUCAGUGUCGUUAGUUAACGAUCCAUUAAUUUUCGGCGAAGGUAAUAUAGGAUUAUGGACCAUGGUUUUCCAAAGAACUUGCGUUUGUGGUAGUUCAUGGGCUAAUGUUUAA